UUUUGGUUGUUCACGAAUUUGUUUUCGAAAGCACGCGAAAAAAAGAUCUCGAGAUUUUUUGCGAUUCUUCGUGUGAAAUUAAUUGAUACUUCACUGUAAAGAGCACAAUCCACAAUAUUAAUAAAUUUAUAGAAAUAAAUUUCUAUUCUUGAAAAAUUUUGUGGAGGCAUCAAGAGACUUAUUGUGAACUGUACAUUUGAGUCUGGUCAUUCCUGUAAAAAAUAUGGCGCAUUAUAAAGGAGCAGCCAGCGAAGCUGGCCGAGCUAUGCAGUUAAUGAAGAAGAGAGAAAUUGCCCAGCAAGAAAUAGAACUGCGGAAGAAGAAGAUUGAAGAUGACUUGAAGAUUCAUAAUAUAGAAAAUAAGUUUGCGACUCAUUAUAACGCUGUCGAGCAACAAUUGAAGACUUCCACAAUUGGAUUAGUUACAUUGAAUGAGAUGAAAGCCAAGCAGGAAAACAUAGUGAAAGAACGUGAAAGAAAACUUGCUCAAAAGGAACGGGAGAAAGAACAGGAAAAGGAAAGGGCACUUGCAGCAAAGCAAGCAGAAAAGAAUAAACAGAAGAGACAGAUUCAAGCUUUAUCUUUUAACUUGGACGAAGAAGAAACCGAAGUCUCCGAUGACGACAGCACAGACAAAUCUGUGAAAUCAGAUAGUGAGACUGUCGUUAAAAAGAUCAAGAAAAAUCCAGAUGUGGAUACGAGUUUCUUACCGGAUAGAGAAAGAGAAGAGGAAGAGAAUAAACUUAGAGAGGAAUUGAGACAAGAAUGGGCUACAAAACAAAAUGCACUGAAGGAGGAAGAAAUUGAAAUCACAUUCAGUUAUUGGGAUGGAUCUGGUCAUCGUCGAAGUGUUAUAAUGAAGAAAGGUAAUUCUAUUUAUCAGCUUCUUCAGAGGUGUUUGGAAGUCUUGAGGCGUGAAUUUAGUGAACUUAAAACAGUGAUGGCAGAUCAAUUAAUGUAUGUUAAAGAAGAUCUUAUUUUACCACAUCAUUACACAUUCUACGAUUUCAUUGUAACUAAGGCACGAGGAAAGAGUGGACCUUUAUUCACAUUUGACGUUCAUGAUGAUAUUCGAGUUAUGCACGACGCUUCUGUUGAAACAGAGGAAUCACAUGCUGGAAAAGUAUUACUUAGAUCAUGGUACGAGAGGAAUAAACAUAUUUUCCCAGCGAGUAGAUGGGAACCUUUUGAUCCAACAAAAAGUUAUGAUAAAUAUACAGUAUCAGAUAAAAAUAAGAAGAAGGAUAAAAUUUGAUAAGUUUUUUUAUCGACAAAUUGUUUAUCACAAAACAGAAUGAUUGUCAUUUUGUUUGCAUUUAAGAAAAUGCAAGAAUUUAGAUAUGAUAUGAUAUAUAAAUAUUCAAAUGAAUAUCUAAAUAUCAUCAAUUGUACAAUUGUGCUGAGAUAAAACUUUUUUUUAUUAGGCAAAUGACAUAACAUUGUUAUAUAUA
Nylanderia fulva is the source of this 1451-nucleotide messenger RNA. RefSeq names its product protein FAM50 homolog. Gene Ontology annotation, biological process: chromatin organization. Gene Ontology annotation, cellular component: nucleus. NCBI's taxonomy places the organism in Eukaryota, Metazoa, Arthropoda, Insecta, Hymenoptera, Formicidae. The record is from RefSeq and is a predicted model, not a curated record.